UUAAGUGACUCAAGUGAGGAAGUUUGACAACACUGUCCUGUCAUGUUCUCAUGUCACCCAUGUGUAUGUCAACCGCGUCAAUAAUACGAAAACAUAAACAAAUCGAAGCAAUGGAUACCGACAAAAUUUCAUUGGCAAAUAAAUUGAUUCAACUGUCUCUGGUGCCUGAAUUGAUUACAGACAUCGAUACGCAACAAAUCGAAGCUGCACAUUUCGAACAGUUCAAAGAAAUACUCGAUGAAAAACUUAAUCUUCUCUUCGAUCUAAUUCAGCUAUACGAAAACGACCUGUUCGAGAAAACUGCAGCGACACAAAUUUUUCGUAAAAGCUUAGUGAUUCUACUGUGCGAACAAUCGGCUGAUAAUGUUCCCUUCAAAACGGACCAAGUGAUGCUGCAACAAAAUAUCACAAAUUUGACCGAAAAAUGGUUUCGUGUAGUUGUAGAUGAACGAUGCCUUCUCGAACUGGUGCUGCAGCACUACAAAGCGCUCAUCAAAGUCAAUGUGUGGAAGAAGAACAUUGGUGCAAUUUUUGGCUUCCAUCGGUUUUGUCAGUUAUACUACAGGUCAACCAGCUUGUUGCAAAUGAGCGAAGUGUUUUUCGUAUUGGCAACGGGAACGUUACUGUUGGAGCACUAUGAACCGAAAUACAAGCAAUUGGGCAUCGAUCUGUACAAUAUUCUGAUGGCAUUCUCGAACAAAUCGGACCUCAUUUCCGCCAACAUCCACCAUGCUGUCUACGCUACCUGUUCAGCUAAUAUUCCGAAAAUUCAAGACCAUCAAAUUAGUCUGAAAUUGUGGAAAUGUUUGCAUAGAUGCUUGGAACUCGAUGAUUCGUGGAAACGCACAUCCGAUUGGCAUAAAGUUGACGAGCUGAUGAUCGAUCUGCUGAAACGUAUUGCCUUCGAGGGAAACAUAUCCCGAUCUACGAUUCUGUUUCAUUUUGCUGCCAAAUUUGGAACAUUGCCUUACCGUUCAUCUAUUGUCAACGACCUGAACAAAUGGCUUGACGAAGGGGGAAUGGAGCGCAGAUCGAUGGUUGACAUCGAUUGGAGGGCUCUUCGUAGCGAGUAUAGAAACAUUGACAGUUUUAUCAUCUACAAAUGGGUCAAGAAAAUGUUGCUUCUGAUCAGCAAUCAGAAUAUGUUCUAUGGUGACGACUAUGACGUUGCGUGUAACUUGCAAGCCAUCCACGUAACAUACAUCGUUUGGAUCUUUUCGAUACCGUUGACGCUCAUAUCAUCGCCCGUAUUGGAUAUGCUCACGAAAUUCGUUCCCACGUUACUCGAUUGCUACCGACGGUACGAAACGAAAGAACUGGUUGCCAUUGAAAUUCGUCAGCUGUUCAACACAUUCCAGGAACAUUUUCAGUUUGGUGAUGUGAGUUCGGAUUCAAAAAAUGUUGGGCUUGCGAAAAGAUUGGAAACUUUGCUGGUGAUUAAGGGUUCCAUCCUGUGAAUCGA
Messenger RNA from Bradysia coprophila, 1462 nucleotides. RefSeq lists its product as uncharacterized. The record is from RefSeq and is a predicted model, not a curated record. Lineage: Eukaryota; Metazoa; Arthropoda; Insecta; Diptera; Sciaridae.